AUGUUUGUUCCAUUUCUUCCUUUUCCUCCUACAAAUUUUAACGUUUUUUGUUUUCGUUUCUUCCUUUUCCUCAAAAUUAUUCUUUUAAUUUCAUUCUCUUACUGUCUCCUCAAAUUUCUUCAGGACGUUUUUUUAAUUUGCACUCUUUCUUCUCCUUUGUAUCUUAACCUCUUUUAUUUUUUUAUGUCUCCUUUUCCUUGUUCCAUUUCCUUUUCCUUUUGUUCUUUCUUCUUUCUUCUAAUUCCAUAUAAGUUUUUUACGUUCUUCUCUUUCCUCCUACAAAUUUCCUCUCCUUGCGAUAUUGGCCUCUUUUUAUUUCCUUCCUUUCUUUUCUUAAUAAAUUUCAUUUUUUUUUGUCCUAAAAAGUUGUUUCCAUCAUCCUUUUCCUCAAGCUUAUUUUCUUUUCUUCCUCCUAUCCUUCCUCUUCCUUUAAUUUCUUCUCUUUUCUUCCUGCCUUCAAAUAUUAUCCUCUUUUUAUUUCCUUCCUUUCUUUUCCUUAAUAAAUUUUCUUUUUUUUGUUCUCCUUCUUUGUUCCAUCAAAUUUUCAUGUGUUCUUUUAUUCUUCUCUUUCUACCUGCCGAUAUUAUCCUCUUUUAUUUCCACAAUUUCUUUUCCUUUAUAUUUCUUUUUAUUUUUCAUCUUUUUAUGUCUUCCCAAAAGUUGUUUCAUCAUCCUUUUCCUCCUACAAAUUAUUCUUUUAUCUUUUCUUCUUUCUUCCUGCCGUAUCCUUUUAUUUUUCGUAGGCGAUUUCUUUCUCCUUUUAUUUCUCUCUUUUAUACCUUAAUUUGCUUAAUUCUUUUCAUCUUUUUCUUUUUUAUGUCUUCCUUCUUUUGUUCCAUCAUCCUUUUAUUUCUCUCAAGCAAAUUCUUCUCUUUUUUGACUCCGAUUUCCACAUUUCCUUUCUUUUCCUUACCUCUUCCCUUCUUUUUAUUUUGUUCGAUUCUUCUUUCUUACAAAUUCCAUGUGUUUCUUCUCCUCUUCUCUUUCCUCUACAAAUGUUAUCUUUUUAUGUUUUUGUUUCUUCCUUUUCCUCAAAAUUAUUCUUUUAAUUUCAUUCUCUUACUGAUCCUUCAGGACCUUUUCUUCUUUCUUCUACGUUUUGUUUCCCUUCAGGAUUUCUUUUAUUUUGUUCACUCUUCUCUUUCCUCUACAAAUUUGUACCUUUUAAUAUUUCGUUUCUUUCUUUUCCUCCAAAUUAUUCCCUUUAAUUUUUGUUCCUUUCUUCUCCUGUAUCCCUUUCACAUAAGUUCUUUUUAUUUCACUCUUUUUCCUCCUCUAAAUAUCCUCUUUUUAUUCUUUUGUUCCUUCCUUUUUUCCUCAAGCUUAUUCUUUUUCCUUUCUUCUACUUUAUUUUCUUCUCUUUUUCAGGACGUCCCAUGUUUUUUAAUUUCUCUCCUUUAUUCUUAA
Acanthosepion pharaonis is the source of this 1407-nucleotide messenger RNA. The record is from the annotation of a GenBank genome assembly. Lineage: Eukaryota; Metazoa; Mollusca; Cephalopoda; Sepiida; Sepiidae.